Molecule: messenger RNA, 4250 nt
Organism: Alosa alosa (allis shad)
Lineage: Eukaryota; Metazoa; Chordata; Actinopteri; Clupeiformes; Clupeidae
Product: NACHT, LRR and PYD domains-containing protein 12-like
Exons: 12
Coding region: 308-3985 (1225 amino acids)
Molecular function (GO): protein binding
Source: RefSeq, a predicted model, not a curated record
UAGUGAAGUUUUUUUUUAAAAUUAUUUUGGCUAGUAGCCAUAUAAUAAGCGGGAUAAUGUAUGUAACGCCGGACAUUAUUGAUCAAAUUUCCCGAUAAUGACAAGCGUUCAAUACAUUAUCCCUUACUUGAUGUUCUAGUUCUUUUUAAGUGUUCAUAUUUCCAUUACAAAAUAUGAAUGAAUAUGUAACCGUAUUGUAUAUCAACUUAGUAGUCAUUUUUUUAAGCCUCUUUUUAACUACUCAAAAAAACGUGCACAGGAAAGUCCCAUUUUACUUACAUAUGGAUCAUGCCAUACUAAGACAUCCAUGUUGAUCCUUGGUGUGUCACAAACUAAAUCAUUUCUAAAUCCUCACUGUGUGUGUUGUUUGAUUCCUUGUAUAGUGCGCCACAGGGUAGCUGAACCCCAGACCCCAACUUCGAGCAACAUCGCCGUGUUAGGCAACAUGGGGACAAAUGUCACUGCCACCACCACCACUGGCAACGUCACAUUUGGAAACGUCUACUUUGGACCCCCACCAGCUCCUCCUCCAAACAAAGAGGAAUUCCGAAAAGUGCUUAAGAGCUCUCUGAAGGAGAGCUAUGAGAAUGUCCAUGGCGCCAAUCAAGGACAUAUGGCAUUCAAUGACAUCUACACAGACCGAGAUAUCACCAUAAUAUCUGGCGGAUCAAAUCAAAAUAAACAAAUCAAAUGCACAGAUAUAUUCAAACAUGGCGAAAGAACUGUGUUGACCAGAGGAAUCAGUGGAAUGGGCAAGACAGUGUCUGUGCAGAAGUUCAUUCUUGAUUGGGUGGAAGGAAACUCCAAUCAAGAUGUGGACUUUGUAUUUCCAAUUCCAUUUCGGAACUUUAACAAAAAGCAAAAAACCAUGAGUCUGUUUAGUUUGCUUCAAGAAUUUUUCCCCGAUAUUAAAAAGUAUUUUCUGGAUCCCCAAAACCAAUACAAGACGGUCAUUAUUUUGGAUGGAUUAAAUGAGUAUGAUUCUUCUCUUGACUUCAAAAGUGAGGUCUUUAAGAAUGUAGAGACUGAAGCCUCUGUGGAUGUGCUGCUGGUCAACCUCCUCAAGAGAAAUCUUCUGGGAAGUGCACUCCUCUGGAUCACCUCACAACCAGCAGCAGUCAGUCAGCUUCCAGACAUUGUCUACAUGUUGACUGAGCUGAAGGGUUUUAACGACCAACAAAAGGAGGAGUAUUUCAAAAAGAUCCAUAUCGGACAUGAUGGGAAGGCUGAAGAGGUGAUCUCAUACCUGCACAAGUCAAGAUCCCUCAGUGUCUUGUGCGACAUCCCAGCCUUCUGCCAGAUUUUGUCCAAGGUGCUGCAAGACACAGAAAAGCCCUUCAGAAGCUGGACUGGGCUAUUAGGAAACUUCCUGUACAAGCACAUCAACCAGCUGAAACAAAAACGAGACACCAAUGUAGAAGAAAAGAUACUACUCAACCUGGGGAAGCUUGCAUGGGACCUACUCAAAAAGGAUGAAAAAGACUUUGAUGAAAAGAAUCUGAAAGCCUGUAACAUUGAGGCUGAUGACUAUGUUGUAUUCUCUGGGAUAUGCCCAGAGUCAGACAUACAGAGCAGUCAGAUCAUCCACUCGGACCACAAGAGGUUUCGUUUUUUUCAUCCCUGCAUUCAAGAGUUUCUUGCAGCUAUGUAUGUCAUCUUAUCAUUUGCACGUGACAAGAAGAAUCUAAUUCAGGAACCAACUAGUAUGAAAUGGAUAGCAAAGCCAACGUUAUUUGAUGUCCAGAAGUCUGCAGUGAAAAGGGUCUUAAAGAAAAAAGGACUCAAAACAGGACAUCUUGACACUUUUGUGAUAUUUCUCCUCAGUCUCUGUGAGAAGUCGAAUCAGGAUAUUGUUAACAAGUUCAUGGGUUGGAUAACAAAGUCACAGUCACAAAGCACAACACUUGCAUUGAAGGAAGACAAUGAGAAAAUGAUCAACUAUAUAUCAAAGACUUUAUAUGAAGGUACACCACAUCAGAGUGCAUUACGCUUAAGAUUUCUCCACGAACUGGGUGACCACUCUUUGCUGGAGAAAAUCAAAAAGUACAUCCGUAACGAUAUAUCAGAAGACCUGGAUCAGGAUCUGAUCGUAUUGUUGCGGACACAUAAGGGAAUUCAACAGGUGUUUGAAAUGAAGGACUACAUGAAAUCAGAUGCAGAUGUGACAACAUUGAUCCCAGUGGCAAAAAUGUCAAAUCGAGCAAAGUUGAACCGGUGUAACCUGACUGUAGCUAGCUGUGACAGGUUAGCCCAAUCACUUAGGAAUACUCGCUCCUAUGUUACGGAGAUGGACCUGAGCGAGAAUGAGAUCCGUGAUUCUGGGGUGGAGAAAAUUUCCUCAAUGCUGCAGGCUGGGUAUUGCUGUAAUAUUGAGUGUUUAAGUUUUGUCUGCUGUGGACUGACAUAUUUGUCUUGUGAGAGCCUAAGCCAAGCUCUGCAAACAAAGGACUCACAUGUCAGAGAACUCGACAUCAGCAACAAUGACCUCGGUGACCAAGGACUGAUCUCCCUCUCCUUGGCCAUGGCUAAUGUGAACUGCAAGCUACAGACACUGAGACUUGCCUGCUGUCAGCUCACAUCAAAAGCCUGUAAGGAGCUCAGCUCAAGGCUGCAGUCAGCUGAUUCAAGUCUGAAACAUCUGGACUUGAGUUUCAAUGACCUUCAGGACUCAGGUGUUCAACGUUUUGCUGGUAUAACAAAUCUAGAGACCCUGAGACUGGCCUCCUGCAACCUUACAGAAGGGAGUGGCCAGUAUAUUGGUGAGCUGCUGCAGUCUCAAACCCUGAAAGAGUUGGAUUUGACCAACAACAACCUGAAGGACUCCGGAGUGGAGCAGCUCCUCUCUAGAGGCUUGGCAAGUGCAGACUGCACACUGGAGAAGUUAAUAUUGAAGAAAUGUGGGAUCACGCUGAAAAAUGAGAGCUGCUCUAAAGUUGUGUCCGCGGCCAUUAAGUCUGAGAAGUGUCACCUGAGAGAGCUGGACCUGAGUUACAAUGAUCUACUGGACUCUGGAGCAAAGGCUGUCAUUGUGGCUGUAGUGGACGCAUCCAGCAAGACUGAGAGACUGAGUCUUGCAUGUUGCGCACUGACGGAGAAGACCUGUGAGCUCAUCUCCUCUGAGCUGAAGGUAGAAAACCUGGCGACCUCCUGCUUGAGAGAGAUCGAUCUGAGUGACAACAGCCUAGGGUCCACUGGAGCGAUUGCACUCAGCAGUGUGUUAAAGAACACCAACUGCAAGUGGGAGAAACUCUGUCUGUCGCUCUGCAGCAUUACAGAAGAUGGUUGUACAGGUCUGGCUAACGCCCUGAGAGGAAACCCAUCCCACAUGAAACAUCUUGACCUGACAUUCAACCACCCUGGCGAAUUGAAUAACUCCAACAGUGCACUAGAGGGUGGAGAGUUUCGUUUGAGAAAAGGAGAAGACAGAUAUGAGUGUACACUUACCCCAGACGAAGACACCGCCCACCAGCGGCUCUUCCUGAAGAAGAAGAAGAUCAGGUGGGGGGAGUGGGAGAUCCCAGUCCCUCAGCUCUCUGACAGGUUUGACUGCAGGACGCAGGUGCUGUGCAAAGAGUCGCUGACCGGCCGCUGCUACUGGGAGGUCAAGUGGAGCGGCCUGGUCUCCAUUGGUGUGGCUUACGCUGGGAUGGCCAGAAAGGGUGAGGGCCCCGACUGCACCCUUGGCCGCAACAGUCGCUCUUGGAGUCUGGACUGCAGUGAUUCUAACUACACAGUCUGGCAUGAUAGCAAAAAGACGGACAUGCCACUGCCGCCCUCUGGGUGUCACCGUGUGGGAGUGUAUCUGGACUGGCUGGACGGCACCCUGGCCUUCUUCAAAAUCAAGACGGUCUCCAACCAGCGCAUGUUCUUCCACCUCCACACCUUCAAGCACAACUUCUCCCUGCCUCUUUACGCUGGCUUCAGAGUCUGCCGUGACUCCUCUGUGUUUAUCUGCCCACAGACAUCACAGAAAAAGGCCGCGUAAAACAUACUACACACACACACUCACACGCACACACACAUUCACACACACACACACACACACACAGAAAAAGGCUGCGUAAACAUACUACACACUAGGGCAGCACGAUUAAUUUGUGAGCACGCCUGGUGCACAAGAAGCACAGCACCACCGACCGACUAUGAAGCUCACCAGUCAGAAUUCUGUGACCCUCACAGACUAAGCACACCUACCUACCAACCAGAAAUGGCAUAGUCAAGGAGGACGAAAUUAAUAUAAAAGUUAGAAA